CGCGUUCACGAUGAUCGCGACGCCCCAUGUCAUCGUCUCUGACCUCCACCAUCCCUCCUUCAUGGCAGCACGCAUGGGAGGCUGCCCAGCCGCGACUGGUGCAAAUCAAAGAUUCUCUGGUGUCUUCGACUUCUCCUGCUCCUCGUAUAACACGCGUCGGUCAACUUGACGCGGAGCUGUUGGAUCAAGAACUCGUCCAGCUCCUCACAGAACCUCUUGUAAAGGCUUUAAGCCUUGUCAAUUCCGCCUGGAAGGCUCGCUUUGAGCCGGAAGUGGCCUUGUUCAUCCAGCUGACACUGUACAAGCUAUCGGUAUGGAAUACCGGUGCCAGCUACGGCGCAGGAUUGCAAGGUUUGAGAUAUGCGACUCAAGGAGGCAGUGGCAGGAAUGAAACGGGGGCCGGGCUCUCCUACCAUACACUCAUUCUUCAUGGCGCUCUGACCACGCUUGUCCCCUACUGUCACACGCGGCUCCGGAACCAUGCACUGUCUCAGGCAUGGCCGGAUGCUCCAUCCUCGGAUCGGCGACGGAAAGCUUGGGAACUCCUCACCCGUGUCGAGUCUACACACGGCCUAUUCGGACUGUUAAAUUUCAUCGCAUUCCUAUGGAAUGGACGGUUCCGCACAUUAGCUGACAGGCUGUUCGGCUUGCGGCUGGUGCCGACGCAGAGACUUACCAGACGGGAUGUCUCAUACGAGUAUAUGAAUCGUCAGAUGGUUUGGCAUGCCUUCACGGAAUUUUUGCUCUUCCUCCUCCCUUUGAUAAAUACCCGAGCUUUGCGACGCUGGAUUUCCAUAUCAAUGUCUCGGCUGACACCAUCUAGUCUACUUCCGGGGCCGGUUCGCUCGUUUGUCGGCCUGAAAGCACAGGAUGACGCGCAAACGGUGCAACACACGCGGCGAGGACCAUAUUGGUCAUUACCUGAGGAUCAAUGCGCCAUCUGUGUUGAAAAUGCAUCCACGAAUUUCAAUCUGAACGAUCCUGCCAAUGCGUUCAGCUCGGUGGACAGCCUUUCUCCUUACAGCAACGCCAACACACCGCAGCCUGGAACUGAUGCGACGGGACACAGUGACGAACCGCCCGCAUACCCGAUUCAUAAUUCGUACAUCACAUCGUGCGAGCACGUCUACUGCUACUAUUGCAUUUCAGAGCGGAUGGUGCGCACAGCAGAAGAUCGUUCCGGCUCAGGGCCAGGUGGAACACGGUGGGAAUGUUUGCGCUGUACCGAGGGCGUAAUAGGUGCCGACAGGCUUGAGGCAGAGGCGGAAGGAUCGGAAUACGAGAGUGGCGAGGAGGAUGAUGAGGACGAUCUGGACUUUGACUACGGGAGCGAGGAUAUGGAGUUCACUGAUAUGAGCGGCAGUAUGGGAAGUUACAGCGAGUCUGGAAUGUCAGAAUAGUAG
Molecule: messenger RNA, 1403 nt
Organism: Laetiporus sulphureus 93-53
Lineage: Eukaryota; Fungi; Basidiomycota; Agaricomycetes; Polyporales; Laetiporaceae
Product: peroxisomal biogenesis factor 2
Exons: 5
Coding region: 27-1400 (457 amino acids)
Biological process (GO): protein import into peroxisome matrix
Cellular component (GO): peroxisomal membrane
Molecular function (GO): zinc ion binding
Source: RefSeq, a predicted model, not a curated record